AUGCAACAUGUCAAGGAUUCUCAAGAAAUAUUUGUUAGCCGAAAAUAUUUGAUGUUGAAUCAAUUACUUGCAGAUCUCAACAAGAGAGCUUACUUCCAAUGUAAUUCAACUGUUCAACUCGAAAACGAUGUUCCAUUCUUCCUGGUUUCCCAGAAUUAUCCCUAUUCACCGUUCGAUUACUCCUAUUGUACCAUAACAUUCAACAGUGCAAAUGCGAUCCGGGCAGCCAUUUACGACUUGGUCACUGUAGGCCCGGUAACCUUCGAAGGGCCGGACUUAUUGGGAGGAAACAGCAAAAAUUUCGCUCAGAAACCUUUACGCAUCCAUUUCAGUGGGCGACAUGUUACCGAUGAUGAACCGGUGGCAUUGUACUUUAAGAAAUCGAUGACGGUGUCAUUUUCGUUUCGCAAUGUGUCAGUGUUCUACACGAGAGGAUUCUAUAUCCUCGUGGAUAGCUAUACUCGUAAGUAUGAGAUAAUUUUUGAGUCCUUAGAGGAACGUCAUUGCCUUAAGGGGACUCUCCGCGCUGUUCGUAUGGGCGGGGCGCGCCUAAUACUACGUCUUCCUCGUUUUUGCACCGUGCACUUUCUCUUUAUAGCUGCAUAA
Messenger RNA from Cooperia oncophora, 606 nucleotides. The record is from the annotation of a GenBank genome assembly. NCBI's taxonomy places the organism in Eukaryota, Metazoa, Nematoda, Chromadorea, Rhabditida, Trichostrongylidae.